UGAGCCCAGGUGAAAGCCUUUGCACAGCUGCUGGUGCACUUUAACUGGACUUGGGUGGGGCUGCUGCGAGGAGACCAUGAUUAUGGCCGCUUUGCUGCAAAAGGUCUACUGAGAGAAUUACAGGACACCAAAGUAUGUGUAGCGUACCAAGAAAUUAUUCCUCUACUCUACACUCGCCAGGCGGGACUAAGGAUCAUGAAGGUGAUGCGUAGCUCUACUGCAAAAGUGGUGUUGGUAUUUGCAUUUGAGGGGGAGAUGACACCUUUCUUGAGAGACUACAUGACUCAGAACAUCACUGGAAUCCAGUGGGUGGCGAUUAAUGCCUGGGUCACAGCAUCAGUCUUUUCAGGGAGAGAGUAUUACCCUUACUUGGGAGGAACCAUUGGGUUUAGCAUCAGAAAAGGUCAUAUCUCCAGACUGGGUGACUUCCUGCAGACAGUAAACCCUAAGAGAUAUCCUGACAAUGUGCUGGUGCAUGAGUUGUGGGAGUCUCUGUAUGGCUGCAGUCCUUUUCCAUCCUCUGUCACCCAGAUGCCACCGUGCUCAGGGCAGGAGUCUCUGCUGGAACAGCACUCAGCCUACAUGAAUACAUCCAGCCCUAGAUUCUCUUAUAAUGUAUAUAAGGCUGUAUAUGCCAUUGCCCAUUCCCUGCACAACCUCCUUCUCUGUCAGCCAGGGAGGGGGCCUUUCCAGAACAGUUAUGGAACAGGCAGGAACCCAGUCCUCAGUGUACAGCUUGUAACCAUGUGA
Messenger RNA from Solea senegalensis (Senegalese sole), 750 nucleotides. RefSeq names its product extracellular calcium-sensing receptor-like. Bases 196 to 750 code for a protein of 184 amino acids. Gene Ontology annotation, molecular function: G protein-coupled receptor activity. Gene Ontology annotation, biological process: G protein-coupled receptor signaling pathway. The record is from RefSeq and is a predicted model, not a curated record. Lineage: Eukaryota; Metazoa; Chordata; Actinopteri; Pleuronectiformes; Soleidae. Gene Ontology annotation, cellular component: membrane. The transcript has 3 exons.